Messenger RNA from Hippocampus zosterae (dwarf seahorse), 1376 nucleotides. It is a transcript of the gene nat9, whose product is annotated as N-acetyltransferase 9 (GCN5-related, putative). Gene Ontology annotation, biological process: protein acetylation. The record is from RefSeq and is a predicted model, not a curated record. NCBI's taxonomy places the organism in Eukaryota, Metazoa, Chordata, Actinopteri, Syngnathiformes, Syngnathidae. Gene Ontology annotation, molecular function: N-acetyltransferase activity. The transcript has 6 exons. Bases 74 to 727 code for a protein of 217 amino acids.
GCGGAAGUCCUGUUCGCGUGAGCGUGUGCUGACGUAGCGACGCUUUAGACAGAUGUAAAUACAGAUUUUCAUCAUGAAAAUAAACGAGAACACAUUACUGGAAGGACAAAAAGUCGUUUUGGUGCCAUACAAUGCGGAACAUGUGCCGAGGUACCACGAAUGGAUGAAGUCUGUGGAGCUACAGCAGCUGACGGCCUCAGAGCCUCUGACUCUCGAGCAAGAAUAUGAUAUGCAGCGCAGCUGGAGGGAAGAUGCCGACAAGUGCACCUUCAUCAUCCUGGACAAGAGGCGCUGGGCGGACUCUGGCGCAGAGGAGGCGCAGUGCAUGAUCGGAGACGUCAACAUCUUCCUGACCGACCCUGGGGAUCUUUCCUUGGCUGAGCUGGAGAUCAUGAUAGCAGAGCCCAGUUAUAGGGGUAAAGGCAUUGGGAAAGAGGUGACGCAGAUGAUGAUGCACUACGGGGUCGCCAAACUAGGCAUCAGCAAAUUUCAAGCCAAAAUUGGCUUGGACAACGAGGUCAGCAUUGCUAUGUUCAAGAAACUCGACUUCCAACAGGUGUCCGUGUGUCAGGUGUUCAAGGAGGUUACCUUGGAGACGGCGGUGGACGAGUCGCUUCAUCGGAGGCUGUUGCAGGAAGUCGGCCACGUGAUCGAGCGGGACUACCGAGCGUCCCGCGGAGUGAGACGGGGAGCGGCGUCACAGACGGUCACGGACACUCCCAUGUGAGCUUGAGGCGUAGCCUCAGCACGUUUAUUUCAAGGCGUGAUCACAUUACAAGAGGAACGCCGCAAAGUGGCGUGAGAAGACAAAGGACGCUUUUUAAAAACAGCCGGUUGUACAAAGAGCGACAAUUCCAUAGGAAUUUUCACACGUGUCCCCCCCCCCCCCUUUUUUUUGUUUUUCUGCGUGAACGAGAAGCGACGGCCACCUUAAUGAGAAGAUUUUUGUUAGUUUUAGCUUUUAGACGUUUGCAUGGAUUCCAGGAAGUCCUUGACGGCGCCGGACAGGUCGCUGAGGAGAUGGCGGAACACGCCCUCUUGAUUACGGGCCCAGGUCAGGCUUUGGUCCAAGGCGGCAUCCACUGACAAGCACACGUCCUCCCGCUUCAGCUCCGUCAAUCGGCAGGUGGCAAUCAUAAUGGCUGCGCUGAGGAGCAGCAGCAGGGAGAGCUUGAAGAGCAUGCCGAGCAACGAGCGGCAAGGCUUGGACGCCGCCACCGCUCCGGACUUCUUCCCAGCUGAUGCGACACAAAGACAGAAGAUGUUUUUAAAAAGUCUGAUUGUUUUGUUUUUUUUUUAUCCAAGAAAGUCAUCUUGCAAGAAUUGCCUGUUUAUGACACAAAAAAAAUAAAAAUAAAGUCCUUUCCUUUUUUUAA